CUCUGUGCCCGCCAAGGUUGACGUCGUCGUCUCUCUCUUGGCGGCCCGCCCGUCCGUCCCCAUCCCGUCCCUUGCGUACCCCGCCACCAACCGCUUUUUGCUUGUUGCUACCCGCCGCCAGCCAAAAGCCGCCCGUCCCCCCAGCUCGCCCGCCCGAAGCGACGCCUCACCCGCAUCCCGCUCCCCCGCGAGAAGCUUCUAGAAGGGGGGAGACCCCGGCGGAGCCAUGGCGGAGGAGAAGGAGUCGACGUCGAUCCCGCUCAGCCAGGCGGCGGAGGCCGUCGACCCCGAGGACCCGGCCAAGUCGCCGCCGCGACCCAGCUCGCCCACCACCUCCACACGCAAGGCAUGCUGUGCUGUUCUUCAAAGUUGGGUCUCAAGAAAAUUUAUGACUGGAUGCGUAGUCCUUUUCCCUGUUGCAGUCACAUUCUUCAUCACAUGGUGGUUUAUUCAAUUUGUUGAUGGUUUUUUCAGUCCCUUAUAUGCAAAAUUUGGAGUCGACAUAUUUGGUCUUGGUUUUUUGACUUCUCUGGUAUUCAUAUUUCUGGUUGGACUAUUUGUUUCUUCAUGGGUUGGUUCAACCAUCUUCUGGGUAGGAGAGUGGUUUAUAAAGAAAAUGCCAUUUGUAAGGCAUCUAUAUUCAGCGUCAAAGCAAGUCAGCACUGCAAUUUCACCAGAUCAAAAUACAACAGCUUUCAAAGAAGUUGCAAUAAUUCGUCAUCCACGAAUUGGUGAAUAUGCAUUUGGAUUCAUAACAUCAACGGUGGUCCUUCAGACUGACAAAGGCGAUGAAGAACUGUGUAGUGUGUAUGUGCCAACAAAUCAUCUAUACAUCGGUGACAUAUUUCUGGUGAACUCUGAGGAGAUUAUAAGACCUAAUUUAUCCAUUCGGGAAGGAAUUGAAAUAAUUGUUUCAGGAGGAAUGACCAUGCCUCAGGUGAUUGCAUCACUGGAGCCUAUGCCGCGGAAAAGCCAGAGCAUUCGUCUAAAUAGAAUGACGUGAUGUAACACAAAGUCACAUGCAACAAGAUAGCAUGACCUGUGGGGCACGAUUCAGGUGCCUUGGCUGUAUGCUUACCAUGUGAUUUGGAUAGAGGAGCAACUCUGUGCCGAGCCAUCGUGGCAUUCCAAGUGCAGGGGAAGCAUCGUGUUGAUGCUCUGGGAUACUAUUGUCUCACUCUUGUUGCGCUACUCUUUGUGCACUGACUAGUGCUUGUCCAAAAUGUUAACGUCAACGCGUGAGGUGUGUGAGUGAUUAAAUUCGUUUACAACUGUGCGCUGUAUAACAUCUUACGUUAUAAAGGGAGCACACAACUUUGACCAGAUUUCUUCUUUCAGAUUAACAUUCCUGUUUGUUGAUUUUUUUU
Messenger RNA from Sorghum bicolor (sorghum), 1367 nucleotides. RefSeq names its product protein LIKE COV 2. Lineage: Eukaryota; Viridiplantae; Streptophyta; Magnoliopsida; Poales; Poaceae. Bases 227 to 1003 code for a protein of 258 amino acids. The record is from RefSeq and is a predicted model, not a curated record. Gene Ontology annotation, cellular component: Golgi apparatus. The transcript has 8 exons.